Messenger RNA from Glarea lozoyensis ATCC 20868, 909 nucleotides. RefSeq names its product NAD(P)-binding Rossmann-fold containing protein. The record is from RefSeq and is a predicted model, not a curated record. The coding region runs from base 1 to 909 and encodes 302 amino acids. The transcript is spliced from 2 exons. Lineage: Eukaryota; Fungi; Ascomycota; Leotiomycetes; Helotiales; Helotiaceae. Gene Ontology annotation, molecular function: oxidoreductase activity.
AUGGUUGAAAUCAAGAAUGUUGCAGUCUCAGGUGCCUCUGGCACCAUCGGCGUCCCCGUCGUAAAAGCCCUCCUCGACUCCGGAAAAUUCACCGUCUCAGUCCUCGCCCGCGAAUCCUCCAAGUCAACUUACCCACCCGGCGUCAAAGUCCUCCGCGUCGACUUCGAAUCCGUCGCCUCUCUUACCUCCGCUCUCAAAGGCCAAGACGCAGUCAUCUCAACCGUCGGCAACGACGGCAUGGCCGGCCAAACCAAAGUCAUCGACGCCGCCAUCGCCGCAGGCGUGAAACGCUUCCUGCCAUCUGCAUUCGGCUCCGACGUGGAGAACCCAUUAGUCGCAGCUCUCCCAGUUUUUGCUCACAAAGUCAUGGUAGAGAAACAUCUCGAAGCCGCGAUCGCUGAGCAGAAAGGUGAGAAGAUGACGUACACCUACUUCCGCAACGGCAUUUUCUUGGACUGGGGGAUUGAAGUGGGAUUUUUCUUUGAUGUGAAGACUGGGAAGACGCCGUUGUAUGAUGGUGGUGACCAACCCUUUAGCACCACGACCCUCGCUAGCGUUGGAAAGGGUGUUGUCAGUGUGCUUGAACACUACGAGGAAACAAAGAAUCGCGCGGUCUUUGUUCAUGAUCUUGCGAUCUCGCAGAAGAAGCUGGUGGAGAUUGGGAAGAAAGUCGCGCCUGAGAAGGCAUGGGAGACGGAGCUAGUUUUGACAUCGGAGACGAAGGCCAAGUCUGAUGAAGGGCUGGCGAAGGGAGAUUACAGCGGUGCAGUGAUGAUUCCGUAUCUUUAUAAUUCGAUCUGGACCGAGGGGUAUGGCGGGUACUAUGAGAAGGUUGAUAAUGAGCUUUUGGGGUUGCCGUUGAUGACGGAGGAUGAUGUGGAGAGGAUUAUGAGGAAGAUUUUGGUUUAG